Molecule: messenger RNA, 3062 nt
Organism: Ornithorhynchus anatinus (platypus)
Lineage: Eukaryota; Metazoa; Chordata; Mammalia; Monotremata; Ornithorhynchidae
Gene: PIM3
Product: Pim-3 proto-oncogene, serine/threonine kinase
Exons: 6
Coding region: 347-1318 (323 amino acids)
Biological process (GO): negative regulation of apoptotic process; regulation of mitotic cell cycle; protein autophosphorylation
Cellular component (GO): cytoplasm
Molecular function (GO): ATP binding; protein serine/threonine kinase activity
Source: RefSeq, a predicted model, not a curated record
GCGCGCGGAGCGGGAGCGCGCGGGGCAGGGCGCGAGCGCCGGCCGCUCCCGGCGUCCACGCCGCCUCCACUGCGGCGGGGCGUCUACACCGCCGCCCCUCCCUCGCCGUUGCCUUUUCCGCCCCCCACUUCGGGGGGGAUUUUUUUGGUGGGGGGGAGAGAUUUUCCCCCCCCCUUUAGCGUUUUUUCCAUCUCCAACGUUGCCUUUUUCGUGCGGUUUUGGGGGGGGGUGGCCCGCAUCGACCUCGCCGGCGAAGGGGCGUCGUUGGGGGAGGUGUGAGCGUCGUCGGGGGAGGGGUCGGGGCGGUUUGGGGGGGAGGGGGUCCGGCCCCCCCACCCCGGGGAAGAUGCUGCUGUCCAAGUUCGGGUCCCUGGCGCACAUCUGCGGCCCCAACGCCGUCGACCACCUGCCCGUCAAGAUCCUGCAGCCGGGCAAGGUGGAGCGGGAGGCCUUCGAGAAGGUGUACCAGGUGGGCUCCUUGCUGGGCAGCGGCGGCUUCGGCACCGUCUACGCCGGGAGCCGCAUCGCCGACGGGCUGCCGGUGGCAGUGAAACAUGUGGUGAAGGAGCGGGUGACCGAGUGGGGCACCAUUGGCGGCACGGUGGUGCCCCUGGAGGUGGUGCUGCUCAAGAGGGCGGGCGCCGGCUGCCGCGGCGUCAUCAAGCUGCUGGACUGGUACGAGCGGGCGGACGGCUUCCUCCUGGUCAUGGAGCGGCCCGAGCUGGCCAAGGACCUGUUCGACUUCAUCACGGAGAAGGGCGCCCUGGACGAGGAGGUGGCCCGCGGCUUCUUCGCCCAGGUGCUGCAGGCCGUCCACCACUGCUACAGCUGCGGCGUCGUCCACCGCGACAUCAAGGACGAGAACCUGCUGGUCGACCUGCGCACCGGCGAGCUCAAGCUCAUCGACUUCGGCUCCGGCGCCCUGCUCAAGGACACCGUCUACACCGACUUCGACGGCACCAGAGUGUACAGCCCCCCGGAGUGGAUCCGUUCUCACCGCUAUCACGGCCGCUCGGCCACGGUGUGGUCCCUGGGCGUGCUGCUCUACGACAUGGUGUGCGGGGAUAUCCCCUUCGAGCAGGACGAGGAGAUCCUGCGGGGGCGGCUCUAUUUCCGGAGGAGGGUGUCCCCCGAGUGCCAGCAGCUCAUCAGGUGGUGCCUGUCGCUGAGGCCGUCGGACCGGCCGACCCUGGAGCAGAUCUUCGACCACGCCUGGAUGGGCCGGGCGGAGGGCGGGAAGCCGGGGGGCCGCGAGAUCCACCUGCGAGCCAUCGACCCCGACGCCUCCAGCACCAGCUCCAGCAACGAGAGCCUGUGAGGGGCCGGGGGAGCCUCCUCCGGGCCCGGGGACCCCCCCCCCCCCCGGGGGAGGGUCGGGGGGGCCCGGGUUGGGGGAAGGGGAGCCCGGAGUCCCGGACGCUCCCCCGUGCCGCCGACCCCUCCCUCCCGAACGCGGUCGUCGUACUUCUGUAGCGGAACCCCUGUCCGAGAGACUCGAUUUCUGCCCCCUUCCCCGCCCGCCCUGCCCUUUCCGGAUUCUUCGGUUUUUUAAAAAAAUUUUAUUUGGGGUUUUUUGUUUUUUUUUAAAAUUUUGAUUUUUUUUUUUUCUUAAUUUUAUCCUUUUUGGGGCCGGUUUCUGCUUUGAAAGAGGGAUUUCCCCAAGGUGGGGGAGCGGGGGACUCCGGGAGCAGCGAGCCCGUUCAGAAAGCGCAAGACGGACUUUGUUUACAAAAGCGGUGACCUCUUGGAAUACACGGUAUAACCCCUUUUUGCUCUCAUAGAGCUGGGACUAGAUUUUAUUUGCUUUUUUGAGUGCCUUUUUGAACGCUGCUUCAGUGGGACUUUAUGUUUUGAGCUGUGUUAUGUCCAAAGAAGACCAGUUCAUUGCAGGACAUUUCCACCGGGUUCCUGUGGUGCGACGGAGAGACGUGUUCAGUGACGGACCGGAGGGACUCUCCCCUUCAUCCUCGCCCCGGGAUGGAGGGUUUGAACACGGACGUUUCUCACGCCCGCACGCGUACACACCCCCCCCCCCCACACACACACCUACACACACGUACACAUACACACAACACGCGCGCACGCCAUCUCAGCUGCUCCACGAUCUUCCCCCCACUCUUCCCCCCUCAGCCCGCACAGAACUCCGAACAGGUGUUUAACCGCUUUCUCUCUUCAAUCAGGAUGACCCACUCAUUUUUUAUUUCCUUUCCCCCCCGCCCUCCGGUUCCUCAUCUCCUUUCUCGACUCCCCCCCCCCCCGCCCCGUCCACCCCGCGAAACCUGAAAAACAAAGUAUGUAUGGGCUUGUUAAAAUGCACGAUCAAUGCAAUAUCUGAGACUUUCCCUUUUCCAUACCUGUAUAAUGUAUUUAUGUAAAUUGGGUUCAACCUCCCCCUCCUCCCUCUCGUGUAUUAUAUCGUUUUAUUUAUUACGUGACCAUGUAGGAGACCUCUCGCAGUGAUCUGUGGCUAUUUAUUCGGUUAAUUUAUUGGUUUUAGAGUCCUAUAACAUUGUCCUGGUGGUCCAAACACACACGCACACGUACACACACACAAACACACACAAACACCCCUCCCCCCCCCCCCCAAUCUUUUAUUUCAGCAUUCCUGUCAACUUUCUGUAAAUGUUUUGAUUUCUCCCUUUUUUUGGGGGGGGGGGGGGGCAUUGUUUUUUCCUGACCAGUUUCUGUCGGAGGACGGGAAAUCGUACAAAGUCUAAUUUAAGGGAAAUAGAAUGAGGUUUUUUUUUUGUGUGUGUGUGUGUGAGUGGGUGGGUGCGUGGGUGGGUGCGUUUUGAAGUUGGGCGGGCUUUAGGCCGCUCGGAAGGGUUUUAAAUUAUUGACCUUGUACAGUCUCUGUGUGUUGGCUCUGGAAGAGAGAGGGGCAGGGUCAUCACCUUUAAAUUAAAUUAUUUUCAUGGCUGUGUGCUUGGCUCCGGCACUGCAGCCGGGAUUGGAAUUCUUCCCCCAACCCCCCUCCGACUCUUCAGUUUAACAGUGUGAAAUGUAUGGAGAUCAUAUUUUUUUAUACAGGUAUUUCAAUUAAACUUUUUUUGUAUAUAACA